AAAAUUUGUUUUAUUUUUCCAUUUUAGCCUUAAUAUUGGCGACCAACAAAUAAACUUCAAUGUCAGCUGCCACCUGUUCCCGCCUACAUUCAAAAAUGGCACCCACAACUAGCUCGAAAGUAAAUGCAUCUAACGAUGUCUCGCUAACUCUCAAAUUGGGUAGUGCACACAAUCGUCCCUGUGGUUUAUCCAGUGGCUAUACAAGUCGUAAUGGAACCAACAGCAGUAGUGUGGGUUCCAGUGAAUCCUCAGAUCCUGUUGAAUCAGAUUACAGCGAGGAGACUGAUGAAGAGCAGCAUACAAAACACACAAAAAGUCAUACUGAAAAUACCUAUGAAGAUAUAGACGAGGACGACGAUGAUGAUGAAGAAGAUGAUGAUGAUGAGGAGGAGGAAGAUGAUGAUACGGAUGAUGAUGGCAAUGAAACAGAUGAUGAAGAAGAUGAUACUUCAGAGGAUAAUAGUAGUGUAGAAACAGCCAAAGGUGUUAGAAAAUAUAGUUUAGACGAUUAUCAAAUUAUUAAAACAGUUGGAACUGGAACAUUUGGACGAGUAUGUCUGUGUCGUGAUCGUGUGUCAGAGAAAUAUUGUGCCAUGAAACUUUUAGCGAUGGCUGAUGUAAUUCGCUUAAAACAAGUCGAACAUGUGAAGAAUGAACGCAAUAUAUUGCGUGAAAUUAGACAUCCCUUUGUUAUUAGUUUAGAAUGGUCAACAAAAGAUGACUGUUGUUUAUACAUGAUCUUUGAAUACGUCUGUGGUGGUGAAUUAUUCACAUAUUUAAGAAAUGCUGGUAGAUUUAGUAGGUCAUCAGCAAAUUUUUAUGCAGCUGAAAUUGUUUUGGCUUUAGAAUAUUUACAUUCUCUACAGAUCGUUUAUAGAGAUUUGAAACCCGAAAAUUUAUUAAUCAAUCGUGAUGGCCAUUUAAAAAUUACAGAUUUUGGUUUUGCAAAAAAACUAAGAGAUCGUACCUGGACACUGUGUGGAACUCCCGAAUAUUUAGCACCUGAAAUUAUACAAUCCAAAGGUCAUAACAGAGCAGUGGACUGGUGGGCUUUAGGUAUUCUUAUUUAUGAAAUGCUGGUGGGCUAUCCUCCAUUUUAUGAUGAAAAUCCAUUUGGUAUUUAUGAAAAGAUUCUGGGUGGUAAAAUUGAAUGGCCCCGUCACAUGGAUCCUAUAGCGAAAGACUUAGUUAAGAAAUUAUUAACGAAUGAUCGUACAAAACGUUUGGGCAAUAUGAAGAAUGGGGCUGAUGACGUUAAAAGGCAUCGAUGGUUUAAAGAUUUAAAUUGGAAUGACGUCUAUAACAAAAAGCUUAAGCCACCCAUUAUUCCCGAAGUACAAUAUGAUGGCGAUACCAGCAAUUUUGAUGAUUAUCCCGAAAGUGAUUGGAAACCCGCCAGGGCAGUAGACCAAAGUGAUUUACAAUUAUUUAAAGAUUUCUAAUUAGUCUAAAUAUUAAUUUGCAUUAAUUUAUUUAUUUAUUAAUUUUAAUAUAAGUCUGUAUUUAUGAUAAAUUGAAGAAGAAAAAAAAAAAA
Messenger RNA from Lucilia sericata (common green bottle fly), 1534 nucleotides. It is a transcript of the gene Pka-C3, whose product is annotated as cAMP-dependent protein kinase catalytic subunit 3. Gene Ontology annotation, molecular function: protein serine/threonine kinase activity; ATP binding. Lineage: Eukaryota; Metazoa; Arthropoda; Insecta; Diptera; Calliphoridae. Gene Ontology annotation, biological process: protein phosphorylation. The coding region runs from base 60 to 1442 and encodes 460 amino acids. The record is from RefSeq and is a predicted model, not a curated record. The transcript has 7 exons.